AUGGACACCAUCAAUCCGUUCGUCUUUGGCAUCACCACGCCCAAGGUCUUUUUCGGCCCGGGCACGGUCAAGGAACUGAGUGGCGAGCUUCGGGCCCGGGGCCUCUCGAAGCCGCUCAUCAUCUGCUCGCCAUCGCGUGCGUCUCUCGCCCGAAGGAUUCGGAACGGCCUGAGCGAGGCAGGAUUCACCGACGUUGAGAUCCUCGACACGGCUAAAGUACACAACCCCAGCGACAUCAUCGGCCCUGCCGUGCGCCGUGCUGAGGAUCGGGAUGUGCUCGUCUCGGUCGGGGGCGGCAGUGCAGUCGGUCUGGGAAAAUCGGUUGCGCUUCGCACCGGGAUGCCGCAGGUGGCCAUCCCGACGACAUACUCCGGCUCGGAGAUGACGCCCAUCAUCGGGGAGACCAAGGACGGCAAGAAGACGUCGACGACCGACCCCAGGAUACUGCCCAAGGUUGUCAUCUACGAUGUCGAGCUGACCAUGGACCUGCCCGCCAAAGUGGCCGCCCCGAGCGGCAUCAACGCCAUGGCGCAUUCGUUUGAGGCGCUGUACUCGCGGCAGGCCAGCCCGCUGACGGACCACUUCGCUCUCGAGUCCAUCAGGGCCUUGUCGGGCGCCUUGCCCGCCAUCGUCUCCAAUCCCUCGUCGGUCGAGGCGCGCACGUCGGCCCUCUACGGCGCCUUUCUGGCCGGCAUGAUGGCGACGGCGACAGGGAUCGCGUUGCAGCACAAGCUGGCCCACGCGGCGGGCGGCACUCUGGGCCUUCCUCACGCCGAGACGCAUUCCAUCUUUCUCCCCCACAGCAUCGCGUACAACGCGCAGUCGUUCUCCGGGGACAUCAGGGCCAGGCUGUCUUCCGCCCUCGCGCAGAGCACCGAGGACUCGGCCGAAGGCAUUGUGGCUGGCCUCAACGAGCUGCUCCGCCUUCUGGAGAUACCCGUCGGGCUCAAGAACAUUGGGAUGCAAGAGGCGGACAUUGAUCGUGUCGCAGACAUCGCUUCGGAAACUCCGUAUUGGAACCCUCGGCCCCUUGAAAAGACCAAGAUCCGCGAAAUCAUCCGCAGAGCGUGGGCUGGAGAGCAAGCUAGAGCUGAUCUCUAA
This is a messenger RNA of Colletotrichum higginsianum IMI 349063, 1101 nucleotides long. Its product is annotated as iron-containing alcohol dehydrogenase. The record is from RefSeq and is a predicted model, not a curated record. Gene Ontology annotation, cellular component: mitochondrion. Bases 1 to 1101 code for a protein of 366 amino acids. Gene Ontology annotation, molecular function: maleylacetate reductase activity; metal ion binding; alcohol dehydrogenase (NAD+) activity. The transcript is spliced from 2 exons. NCBI's taxonomy places the organism in Eukaryota, Fungi, Ascomycota, Sordariomycetes, Glomerellales, Glomerellaceae.